Solanum tuberosum (potato) is the source of this 816-nucleotide messenger RNA. Its product is annotated as proteinase inhibitor type-2 K-like. Gene Ontology annotation, molecular function: serine-type endopeptidase inhibitor activity. The transcript has 2 exons. The record is from RefSeq and is a predicted model, not a curated record. Lineage: Eukaryota; Viridiplantae; Streptophyta; Magnoliopsida; Solanales; Solanaceae. Bases 34 to 711 code for a protein of 225 amino acids.
AAAAGAAAACAAGGUACUAAUUAAUCAUUCAUAAUGGCUGUUCACAAAGAAGUUAGUUUCUUUGCUUACUUGCUUGUUCUUGGAUUAAUGUUUCUCCUUGUAAGUGCGACGAUAGACCACGACCACGAUCAUGACCAUGACCAUGAUCAUGAUCACGAUCACGACCAUGACCAUCAUGAUGAUCACGAUCCCAAGCCUUGUUCUAGAGAAUGCGGUGAUUUUAGCUAUGGAAUAUGUCCACGUUCAGAAGGAAGUCCAAGAAACCCCAUAUGUACCACAUGUUGUGCAGGCUACAAGGGUUGCCACUAUUACAGUGCUGACGGAAAGUUCAUUUGUGAAGGAGAGUCUGACCCAAGAAAGCCAAACGAACAUUGUCCUAGGGAAUGUGAUCAUAAAAUUGCUUAUUCAAAAUGUCCCCGUUCAGAAGGACCGACUAUAGUUAAACCCACUAGAUGCACCAGUUGUUGCACGGGUUACAAGGGUUGCUACUAUUACAGUAAAAAGGGCAAGUUUGUGUGUGAAGGAAAGAGUGAUGAACCCAAGGGUUGUAGUCAAGAAUGUGACCCUAAAGUUGCUUACAUGACUUGUCCACAUACUGGAUCGACAUACCAUACUGGAGUUUGUGUUAAUUGUUGUACCGCAAAAGCGGGAUGCAAUCUCUAUAGUCGUGAUGGAUCUUUAAUUUGUAUCGGGGAUCCUAAAAAUCAUUAAUAUAAAUAUGAAAUAAUAUGUAUGAAAUAAAGCCAUGACGAUAUAUUCAUUAUUGUCAUGCUAACAAUCUCUGAAAUGUGGCAAUGGAGCUUUUUCCACCGCAAU